Messenger RNA from Setaria italica (foxtail millet), 1542 nucleotides. RefSeq names its product homeobox protein knotted-1-like 2. Gene Ontology annotation, cellular component: nucleus. The transcript is spliced from 6 exons. Bases 176 to 1093 code for a protein of 305 amino acids. The record is from RefSeq and is a predicted model, not a curated record. Lineage: Eukaryota; Viridiplantae; Streptophyta; Magnoliopsida; Poales; Poaceae. Gene Ontology annotation, molecular function: DNA binding. Gene Ontology annotation, biological process: regulation of DNA-templated transcription.
AACCAAAACCAACCCACACUACCAUCAUCCGUCCAUCCAUCCAUCCAUCCAUCCGCUUGUCCCUCCCACCACCACCAACCAAAACCUCCAACCGCCGGGGUCGUUGCGCUCGCUCGCUUGCGCCGCCCCCCCGCCUCGCCGGCCGGCGACUCCGCCCCGUCCCCGCCCCGCGGCGAUGUCGUUCCACUACCCCGACCACGGCCUCACCAUGGACGCCGCGGCUGCUGCUGCUGCGGCGGCGGCCGCGGCCGCGGCCGCGUCGUCGCCGAACCCUAGCGGCUUCUCCCCCGGCGGCGUCGGCGGGGAGAGGGAGAAGGCCGCCAUCGCGGCGCACCCGCUCUACGAGCGCCUCCUGGAGGCGCACGUCGCCUGCCUCCGCGUCGCCACCCCCGUCGACCAGCUCCCCCGCAUCGACGCGCAGAUCGCCGCGCGGCCCCCGCCCCUCGCGGCCGCAGCUGGGGCCGCGGCCGCGGGAGGGCCAUCCGGCGGCGAGGAGCUCGACCUCUUCAUGACACAUUACGUGUUGCUCCUUUGCUCGUUCAAAGAACAACUCCAGCAGCAUGUACGUGUUCAUGCAAUGGAAGCAGUGAUGGGUUGUUGGGAGCUUGAACAAUCUUUACAAAGCCUCACAGGGGCAUCUCCUGGUGAAGGCACAGGAGCGACCAUGUCUGAUGAUGAAGAUAACCAGGUGGAUAGUGAGGCCAACAUGUUUGAUGGGAACGAAGGAUCAGAUGGUAUGGGCUUUGGCCCCCUGAUGCUGACAGAGGGUGAGCGAUCCUUGGUUGAACGUGUACGGCAGGAGCUUAAAAAUGAGCUUAAGCAGGGGUACAAAGAAAAGCUUGUUGAUAUCAGAGAAGAAAUUCUCCGCAAGCGCAGAGCUGGUAAACUCCCUGGGGAUACCGCAUCUAUAUUGAAAGCCUGGUGGCAGGCUCAUUCCAAGUGGCCAUACCCUACUGAAGACGACAAGGCUCGACUGGUGCAGGAAACAGGAUUACAGCUGAAGCAGAUCAACAACUGGUUCAUUAACCAGCGCAAACGGAACUGGCACAGCAACCCAACAUCCUCUGGUGAAAAGACCAAGAAGAAAAGGUGAUGACGACCGGCCCUGAGCAGUCUUGACGAAGCUAGACGUACACUAUACCUUAUUGCCAAGUACAUUCUCCCUCCCACUCUGUAGCCAACAAGUAUGGAGACCGACCUGUUCGGAGGGAACUUUAUGAAGUAAUGAAGAUAUGCGUCACCGGGGGACCUUAGCGGGUCACCUAAUGGCCCUAGUUUGACCACGUGGUGGAAGUGGGAGUUGGUAAUGACUUUGCAGUAUAGCAUUUGUGCUAAUGUGAUAUGUGGAUCAUGUGUUGUAUGACCGACGAAGAACGGGAGGGAGUAAGUUAUGUUGUAUUGUAAUUGCGUAUCCUACCAUGUAAUGAUAUUCUAGGGAGGAUUCCAAGAUUCAGAUUGGCCGUUUACAGUACUCUCCGGUGUUAAAGGUGCUGGUUCAAAGUUUACCUGAAGGGAAUGUAAUGGUUCAUACGUUGUACGCCA